GCUCCACGCGCGUGGAAGGUGCACGGUGCGCAUCACGUUAGCAGCGACCUGUGUUAUGGCUGUCUUUACGUUUUACUCAUUUUCUGUGCGAUUUCACUGCCCCUAAAGUACUGGCUCGCCUACAAAAUUAAUAGUCAAUCAGUCUCAGAAAACGCUGCACUUUAGUGGACACCGCACAGUCAGAAUGGCGCAGGAGAAGUUGAUUGAGGCGCUGAAGAAAGAUGUGCGCUCCCUCCUAGUGUCGGCUAAGGGUGGCCUGGCCCUGGAGCAUCUGAAGCGCGACUACCUGAAGAUGCUAGGCCACCCCCUGCCCCUCGUGGCCCUGGGCUACCGUAAUGUGUUAGACAUGGUGCGGGACAUGCCGGACGUGGUGGCACUGAGCUGCUCCGACGACGGCACCACGCUGCUAAGAGCCGUCAGCAAUGAUAGCACCAAAGGCAUGGAACAGCUGGUAGCAAAGCAGCGCAACUCCAAACCUAAGGGGUCUGCGAAGAGGGUAAACGUGUGGCCUGGUUACCAUCACCAUGCACAGCAAGCCCAAGCCCUGCCCCGUCGCGGCCAGGCACCCCCCGCCAUUCCUGCGCAGUUGCGCAGUCAGCUGCGACAGCUGCUUUCUCAGGGGCCGGUCAUGCUGUCCGAACUGGAGACUUGUUUCUUUAAGCGCUUCGGUCGGCCGCUGCAGGUGAUGCACUACGGCUUCUACUCAUUCGCGGAGAUGCUGGCGGCGGCCUCAGACUUCGUAGCCAUCGAGCAGGGCAGGAAGGGAUCGCUGAUAUCACUUAAGAGUGAUACCGGGUCUUUGAACUAUGCCCAGAAGUGGACAUCGACUGGACUACAGCAAGGACUGACAGCCAAACCCACACAGGACUCAGUGGUUAAGGAUAAAUCCAGGCUGUUGAGUAACUGGGCAAGCGGACCGGUUCUUCUACAUAAAAGUGGCCCCAGUGUCUCACUGGGAGAUGGGAAGCCUCACAUCGAGGGUCCUCACUUACAGCCAGAACCUGAUCAAGAGGAGAGGGCACUUGAAAAUUGCAUCGAAAAGCUGGAAGAGCAGCUUAAGAGUCAGAUCCUUGAGUGUGGGGCAGGUGAUGCUGUCAGGCCGGAGCUGAAGGAGAAGCUGCGCCAGGUUGUUGCUCAGAGAAGUGAUGGAAUAUCUAUACAUGAGCUUCCUGGAGAGUUCAAGAAGAUGUUUGGGGAGGACCUUCCCAUGGCCCAGUGUGGUUUCUUGAGUGUGACAGAGAUGGUGGAGGCUCUGAGUGAAACCCUCUACCUGAAGCCUGGAUACGGCAAGGAGGGGAACCAUUGGAUCAUCACGGACAUCCAACACAGACACAACAGCUCAGGGAGAGAGGAAGUUAAAGGCGCCAAUGCAAUUGAGCCUGCAAAGGAUUCAAAACUCUUUAAACGCAGCUACUCCUCCUGUGGGGAGUCUCCUUGGGACGAGAAAUAUGGUGAUAGGCAACUGUCCUCUGAAGUUAUGGAGGAUGAGACCACCUUCAAAGUUGCCAAAAAGAGUUUUCAUCAGAUGGUUGACUCAUUCCCAGUCACGCCACUACCCCUGAACGGUGGAGGUGCAGUGCCCCUGGAUGCCCUGCUUGACCAGAAGCUGCGCCCUGCCCCCUGCUGGCAGGAGAGGGCACUAGUGGCCGUGCUGGUCGAGAGGGUGGAGUCUCCUAACCACUUCUACAUCCGCUUCGACGGAACGCCAGAGAGCAGGGCACUAGAGAACAUGAUGAUCGAGAUGAGGACCUGCUACACAUGCCCUGAGGUCUCUGAGCGGUACCGGCUGCCGCAGAGCUUCGUGCGACCCGGCCAGGUUUGCUGCCUAGCACUGCGGGAUGUGUGGUUCUACCGGGUGAUCAUCCAUAGGGUUCUGAAUGACAGCCAGGUUGAGGUCUACUACGUGGAUUAUGGAGACUUCAAUACCGUGGAUUGGAGGAACCUGAAACUCCUCAAGUCCUGCUACUCGGAGUUGCCCGCCCAAGCUGUCCUUUCAUCGCUGAUCGGGGUCCAGCCCGUCGGUGGCAGCUGGAGCAAGAGCUCUAUCAGUUACUUCCAGAAGUUGUGUUGCGAGCACCCUCUAGUGGCUAUCAUCCAUAGCUACCAGAAGGACGUCCUGCACGUCUUCCUCUGCGACACUCAAACUGAGGAGGAUGUCUACAUCCACACUGCCCUGAUGACUGAGGGCCACGCCUUCCAGUGCCCAGCCUCAGACAACCAGCACAUCUCCAUGCAGUUCAAUCCCGUGACCCUCUAUCUGGCGACGGGACCUUGUGAUGUUGGGCGCCAUUGGGACUCUCCUGGUAGACCGAGGACAAAUGAGGACGCCUGGUCCGGGCCUGACACACAAAGGGAGACCUGCACAGUGAGAGCAGAGGACGACAUCACUGACCUCCCAGAUCUUGAGGUCAUAGACAUCACUGAAGUCCCCAGGACGGCCCAGGCAAUCCUGGCGAAUCCUUUCGGGGCUCUGCUGUGUAAGGAGUCAGUGCACUGUGGAGACCCGGUGCAGGGUUCCACUGCUGCUGCGAAUGCAAGGAACGCAGAGCCCAAGACUGAAGCGAACCAGAACAAGAACCAUGGAGACGAGACAUCGCUGGACACUGUGGGCAGAGAUGCCGCGGCGCCGGAACUCUUGGGGGUGGGUCGCGUUGGCCAGGCCCCACCGCCCACACCACUCCCUGCUGGAGAGGCAGCACAAGCGGGGGACCACAGGGGAGUUGCCCCUUCCCUGGCUGCGCCGGAGAAGGCCCAGAGCUUCAUCUCCUUGUUUGCCCCUGGUGGUGGAGUGAAAUCGCCCCGGUCCUUUCUGGGGCCCGCGGCCCGCCUGGCUGCUGGGACGCCCUUCCUCCACUGGCACUGUCACAAGGCGUUCUGAGGCCCAGUGGGGCGGGAGGCUGAGGCCCAGUGGGGCGGGAGGCUGAGACCCAGAGCGGACGCAGCUGCACUGGCGGGCAGAGUGCGGAGAGGUAACGAGAGAAGCGGCUGGGGAAGCUGGACUUCACAUUUCACUUCUAUUUUUUUGCCUAAAAAUAAGACAUUUUGGGUUAUAACUUUUCUUUAGUUAGAUUAAUGUUCCUGUGUGAAGGUUAAAUGUGCAAACACAAUCCUCAUAAAUCUAUAAAUUAAGUAAAAUAUACUUAAAAAAGGGACUUUAUUUUUGUUGUUUCCGCCAUCAGGCGGAUUUUAGCUUUUAAGAGAGAAUUUUUGAAUUCCUUUAUUUUUGUUUGCUUCAAUGUAUGGUGAGAGUGUAACUUAAGUUAUCAUUGGUUGAUGGAAUUCGAUCACAUCGUUUGUUGUUGUUGUUAUAUAAGGCUACAGAUAUCUCUGUAGAAAAGAAGAGUUGAAGUGUUUUUUUAUUUUGUCAAUAAAGGGUUUAAGAAAAGC
This is a messenger RNA of Paramormyrops kingsleyae, 3387 nucleotides long. It is a transcript of the gene tdrd5, whose product is annotated as tudor domain containing 5. NCBI's taxonomy places the organism in Eukaryota, Metazoa, Chordata, Actinopteri, Osteoglossiformes, Mormyridae. Gene Ontology annotation, biological process: germ cell development. The record is from RefSeq and is a predicted model, not a curated record.